Fonsecaea nubica is the source of this 1215-nucleotide messenger RNA. RefSeq lists its product as hypothetical. Gene Ontology annotation, molecular function: alkylated DNA binding; DNA-7-methylguanine glycosylase activity; DNA-3-methyladenine glycosylase activity. Gene Ontology annotation, cellular component: nucleus; protein-DNA complex. Bases 1 to 1215 code for a protein of 404 amino acids. Gene Ontology annotation, biological process: DNA alkylation repair; base-excision repair, AP site formation; base-excision repair. The transcript has a single exon. NCBI's taxonomy places the organism in Eukaryota, Fungi, Ascomycota, Eurotiomycetes, Chaetothyriales, Herpotrichiellaceae. The record is from RefSeq and is a predicted model, not a curated record.
AUGUCAGUCCGGCGAUCUAGCAGGAUUGCAUCAAUCGCCAUCUCUCCAGCCUUGGAAAGUCCUGAAAACGUGGUCAACGGGUCAAAGAAACGGCGGGUAGUUUCACAAGACCAAGAUUCCAAUGCCAAAAAACAAAAGGCCCGUGGUACACAGGUGGAGACAGCAGUUGAAAAUGCAAAGCACCAACUCGUCAAUGGAGAGGCUAGCAAUGGAUCUGAGUUCAAAGUGCCUGUCACGCCUGUGAAAAAAGCCAAUGCACGAAGAGUCCCGGCCAAACAGUCCAAGCAACCCCCUUUAACUCCGACACCCAGUCUCGUCAAUGUUAUCAGAGCUCCUUAUAGCUCUGGGGACAUUGACGACGCAUCCCCUCCUUCUGAUCGGCCUGUUGAACCACACAUCACCAAUGCUCCAUUGGUCACACCUGGAGGAACCCAGCAUGUCGCGUAUGAAGACAUACUACCCGAGUCGAGCCCCUCCAAAACCGGCCUUCCUCGGCCGAUAGCGACCACAAACACACUUCUAGAUCAAGCUUGUGCUCAUCUCAUCAGUGUCGACGAACGCUUGAAACCCGUGAUCGAGAAGUAUCCGUGCCAUAUAUUCUCCCCAAAAGGUCUGGCCGAGAUCAUCGACCCUUUUCGGUCACUUUCAAGCGGGAUUAUGGGCCAACAGGUCUCAGGCGCCGCCGCCAAAUCCAUCAAGAACAAGUUCAUUGCGUUGUUCAAUGAGGAUGGAGGUGAAGAAGCGCAAUUCCCAACACCAGCUCAAGUAGCUGCUACGGACAUUGCCCGGUUGCGCCUUGCGGGCUUGUCUCAACGCAAAGCGGAGUAUAUCCAAGGCCUAGCCCAAAAAUUUACGACGGGGGAACUCACCAAUGAAAUGCUCAUGAAGGCCUCGGACGAAGAAGUCAUGGAGAAACUCAUCGCAGUACGCGGCCUGGGUAAGUGGAGCGUAGAGAUGUUUGCCUGCUUCGGACUGAAGCGGCUCGACAUCCUUUCGACCGGCGAUCUGGGGGUGCAGAGGGGUAUGGCUGCGUUUUUUGGCAAAGACGUGAAGAAGCUCAAGGCAAAGGGCGGGGGAAAGUGGAAAUACAUGUCUGAGCAGGAUAUGCUCGAGAAAAGUGCGCCGUUUGCGCCGUACAGAAGUUUGUUUAUGUGGUAUAUGUGGCGCGUGGAAGAUGUUGAUGUCGAUGUCAUGCAGCAGUCUACACUCACGUAG